GUAUUUAAGAGCUGGUGUGUCCAGCAGGAAGCUCUGGCACUAUGCAGUUAGAGAGAGCUCUCCAGUCUUGUAUCUUAAAUACAAAUUUGCUGUAUAUUUCUCCACUUGGUUUGUAAAUGGGCUGUUAAAAAUUCACUAUAGGUGGGACCUUAAUUCAGUAUCCAAAGAGCUAAAUACCAAACCCAAGCAAGUGUCAGUGUGAUUGGACAGGUCAAAGUGGUACACACCCAUAGCCAGUGCAAACCGAAAUCCAUCCCCUGUGAGCUGCCCGCCUGUGUUCACAGCCACCAGUGCCCCUGGCCUGCAAGUGAGUCACUUCUUACUAUUUUAAUUAACAUGCUAGUUCAGUUUUCUGUUUUGUAUGAAGCCUCAUUCAUUCUUACCCUAUUUGCAAAUAGUUCUCAUUUUCAAGUGAAUCUAUUUUUAAAAGUGGCCUCAAAGCAUGUUUUUCAGUAUCUAACCAGUGUCUGGUUUGCUGUCCGUGUGUUGCGUAGAGGUGGAAUUUGUUCAAAGUUAGCUCUGAAAUAAUAUGUGUGUUUUUAAUAAUCAGCUUGCAAUAAACAGGGGAAGGUGGCUUCUUCCCUGCUCGGGGAACUGCCAUAAUCUGUGACUUCUGACGAUAUUCUAGAAGGAAAAACUGUCAUCCUGGUGUCAUGUGCAGCCACAAGGAUUUCUGUAAGUCAUGAUUAAGACUUUAAUUCUGGGCUUUUACAGAGCAAGUGUGGAACGAGCGAAGAUAAUGGUGAUCUGUGCAAAGCAGCCACUAGAGAGGGAGCUAUGUCAUGUUUCCUUUCCCCUUUGCCUAGCCUGCUGUUUGCUGCACCUAACAACAGUUUCCUUUUCAGAUCUGAGAAGGCGAGAAAGUUGAGAGGGAGGAAUUAUGGCUGAGAGCAGCAUGAGGAAGCUCCCAGCUCUUGAACGUCCUUUGUGGCAAAGUAAAGCCCAGAAUUACAUCCUCGUGCUUCUCCCGGACAUCGAACACGUAGGAAAGCUGCACGUAACGCCAGUGUGGUGCAGGCUCUUGCUAAGGAUGUUGAGGUUACAACUGCAACCUCUCUGCUAUGGGAAAGGGGUCAAUGGGUAUUCUGGUUUCUUAUCACUUGAAGGCAGAAGGAAGUUGGAUAUGAGGAUGGAGAAUGUCUGUUGGUGGGAAUGUGUGAUGCCUCCACUGGGGUGUGUGUUAGCAGCAUCCUGUAGUUUGGUAGGUGCCGGGCUGUGCUGGGUUGGAUGGAAGUCAUCGCAGCUAACCUUAGUGCCAUGUGAAAACAUGCACACUCGUAUCUGUAAGUCUGUUUUGUGUUUUGUAGUAGCUGCUGUGAUAUUAUAGAUGGUGCUGGAGCAUAGAGGAAGAAGUUGGGUUUAGUUUGCUCAAAGGAUAAUGGAUGCUUUGGAGGAAGGAAUGUUUGUUUGCACCUCUCAGUACCUCGUUGCAGAAAACGGUAUCUUCUGUGAACCUUAAGUGAUGGGUAGGGAAUCUGUUUUGCAUUUUGAAAACACAAAUGUAAAGCUAAUACCCUGGGCAUGUUAUGAUUUUGAUGGCAAUGCUGUAUCUACCUCUUAACUGCUGUAGUUCAAGUGUAGCAUCCUUUGCUCCAUCUCCUAAACAGCCAUGCAGAAUUAUGUACUGUGAAAUGCAACUAAGAUACGUCCCAGACUAUUUCUUCAUCCCUUUUUCCCACCAGUACAACAUUAAAACCUUGGAAGUUACCAUAUAAAAGGAGAAAGAAAAUUAAAGGUCAGAGUGCUUUAGUGUAGUAAAAAUUCAGAGGAGGCAGAUACAAAGCUAUUCAAAUCACUUCUGACUUCAGGCAGGUGGAUUUUCCUAUUUCUUGCAUAUGUUCCCAUGGUAAAAGUAGUAUCUCAUCUGUCUCAUAGCUGACCACUAGCAUAUGUGUUUCAAGCACAGCCAGAAAAUACUCCUUUGAAGCUUUGGCCAGGCCCUGCAAUCGUCCUGACUUGUCUUUUCUACAUCUUUCCUUCACCUGUAGAAGCAGCCUGCAACACCUGGCAAGACCUACUUAGCGCCUGUGUUGUCUGUCAUCUCCUGCCAUGCUGCAGAAUACAGAGUUAAAUCUAAAAAUAGGCUUAAAAAGAGCUUUCUUGAGCGAAGCAGAUCUGUUCGGAGCUGUGAAAACGCAGAGGAGCCAUAGUGAGCAAAUGGCACUCAGGGCAGGGAGGGGUGGUUUGCUUCAGUUCUCCCCAGGAGACUGCCUGGAACAUGACUUUGUAAGCCUGACGUGAGAAGCCAAGGUGCUAUUGAAUGCUCCACAAGUUCAUUUAUCUUCAUGGUCUUCUUCUGAGGCAGAAAACUGUCACUCACUGCUGUCCUUUUAACAAGGAGCGACCGUGGCAUCAGGUGAUUAAAUGCUUCAUCCCAAACUAUGUCAGGAACCUGUGGUGAGCUGGACACAUCCCUCAAUCUCUUCUGUCACAGACUAGCCCAUAAUCAGGAAACCAGUCUUCUAACAUAAAUCUGGUCCAAAAUAACCUUAAGCCCCUGUAAAAGGAGUUACGUGCAAUUCCUGCCUGUCUCAGUGAUUAUGUGGCUUCGGUAAUGUUUGUUAAGUGCUUUGAUAUGCUUUGGUGAAGGGCAGAGUGUUAAUAAUUAAAACUGGAAGGAAGUUCUAAAGCAGUAUGUGGAGAUGACGACUGCUUUCUGGUCUGUUAGUUAACAAAAAUGCAAAACAUAAACGCACAAAUCAGCAGGAAUUCAGUUUAACGCUCCCUUCCCCCAGCCACCUGCAUGGGCUGAGGAGAGAAAGCAGCUAAUUGUCUGCUCUGCUGAGGAGAUGAAAGAAGCUGGUCCUACGACAGGAAAGGCUAUUGAACUGCAUGAAGGUGGUAAAUUAUCAGCACUGAAAACCGAGUUGGUGUCUUUAUGUGCUCGAAAAGCACGUUAUUUGUACUGCUCUUGGCAGCGCCGGGGAGCUGAUGAAACCAGCAUCUCGUGACGUGAAUCUUAUGUUUCAGGCCAUGUAAUUAAAGAGGCCUCAAUUAGAUGAAAGGUCAGAAGCUAUGUAAAAACCCAUCUUACAGUUCAAGCCAACUGUUCUCCUCUUCAGCAGAUGCGUAGGACUGUGUUUUAAAACAAUCUCUUGGGACUGACCUAAAAAAAACCCCAGGCUUUUUAAACUCUUAAGAUCAUAACCUUGAGCUUGCUGCAGCUUUAUCCAAAGAGGGAAUUUGAUGGAGCUGAUGCCACACGUGGCAGUACCUGGAGCCGGGAGCCACCACCUCGGCUUUUGUUACUGCACAACAUCCUGUUCAAAAUUGCUCACCUAGAAGCCUUUAGUGGAAGCCCUUGGGCAUGAGGAGUGUGAUAUGAACAAUAUUCCAUUUUAAGUGCUGUUGCCCCAAAGCUGCUUCAUUUCUUUCCUUGUUGAGCACUGGCAUCGCAGCUUGGGGAGAGGAGCAGAGCUGCAGCAGGAGCACCCCACAGACAUUUAAAUUCCCUCUGCCUUCCCCUCCAAACUGUUUAAUUUUGUUGCCUGACUAACGUUAUAAAUGGAGGUCAGCCUGAAAGCUGAAAUGGUUUACAAGCAAAAUCAUAGUUAAUUAAACUGCAAGGAGCCAAAAUUGAUUUUGAUGGAAACUCUAGCAAAGGUCCAUCUGAAUGCAGGAAGCCAAGAGGUCCUGUGCUGGCAGAUGCUGACAGUGCAUUCUGCUUGUCACAGAAGGCGACUUUCUAUUGUUCACUCUUCCUAUUUAUUUCUCCCCAAGUACACUCGAUGCUAUUGUGAUUUAUUGCCAGCUCAAAAGACUACCUCUCUGCACAUUAUUUUGCAGUUUUCCAUUUAUAAAACAUUAAAGAGGAUGUGAUACCAGCCUGUGAUGAAUACAGGGCUAGUCUGGUAAUUUUGUUCCAGGAAACAGUAAGAUUUAUCUCUGGCUUUUCAGCAAUCCUGGGAAAGGGCCAUGCUGGGAACUGCCCAUGAAUAAAGGGGGAGUUUCAAGGCAGGAAGCCUGUGGGAUCUGUCCGUUGAGGCAUGGCUGACUGGAAGGAGUCAUAUCGAACUCUGAGGUUGGCCAUGAGGGUUCAGCAUGUGCAGGUCACACAAACAACUUCUUGAACCCCUUAGAUUUUAGGUUACUUCAGGGGAGGAAUGAGUCUCAUUUGGUUUUGAGCAGCCUGCCAGGGGGUAAAUGAGACACUGAGUUUCCCUUGGAGCAUGAAAAUUGGCCAGGAUUCAAUUAUGUUUCCUGGCAAGCUCUAACAGACAUUUGUACCAAAGCAGCUUCACAACCGGAGUUAGUUUUGGUUUUUGUUUGCAGCAUUUAUGUUAUGCUGAACUUGGAACGUGCCACAUGCACUGUAAAUCCCGCUGGCUGUUAUGGAACUUCAUGGAACUACCUUGGGAAUAAGAAGAGGUGAAGUGUAUCAACCAGCUCCAAGUGCUUAACAACCCUCACAUGGCUUAUGGGACCCCAGGGUGCUGGAAACUUGGAAUAGUUUGGAGCUUUGCUUUUGUGUGGAGGUGGCUGCUCCUGCUUCCUGCCGGCCCCAGGCUUUGUCAACAAUUCCUGCAGUUAAUCGUGGAAUUUCAAACAUGCAUGUUUACGUUCAGGGCCUAACUUUAGACUCCAGCAGCUUGCUUUCGUCUCAACCAGCUCAGCUUCCCAUAUUUCACCGGCCCAGGGUGGGUUUCCUUUGUGUGCUUACCCUGUAAGGCCUCUUGGGAGCUUCGGAGACUGGCGUAGCUAAAACUUGGCAAUAGCUCUGCAUAUGUGGUCUGUUUAUACAGUGAUAAAGCUGUGUUAGAAGUUUCCUAAGAGUACCACUUUGCUCUACACCUAGGCUUUACUCUAGCUUGUAAAAGUACCCCCUGGCCUGGGGAGCAGUGGCUCUGGCAGAAGCCAUGCUAAACAUGGAAUAUCAGGCAUAAAAGAAUAUGUCUUUUUAGUCCAGAAAAGCAAUAUCAUGGUAAGUUUUACUGUAAUUGAUUCUUAGCUCUACAGGGAGGGUGUCCCUGGGCAAUGGGUGGAGGUGAGUUCUUUGUCCUGCCUGGUGAACAUUGGUGGUGAUAGGACUUACUCUGAAAACCAGUGCAUGGGACAUUGCUGCCUGGACCCUAAUGAGCAGGUAAGGCUGGACGUAACAGCCAUGGUGGGGAAGUGAGAGUGACCCCCAAAUCCCAAGCACUGCAUGUCCCUCUUAAGCUUAACAUGCUUUGAUUUGAUGAUUAAUAGAUCUUAGAAGGAAAAAAACCAACCCUGUUCAUGUGUCUAAACCUGCUAACUAUGUCAUAGAGCAUCCUGCAGUACGUGAGCUGUUAAAAUUCUAUCCUGCAGCCAAAUUAGAUUAAAAUCACUUCAAAGCAGGGUAUUUAUUUAUUUAUUCCAUCUAAUGAUUGUUUCCUCCAGAAAUCUACUUUAUAUAUAUUUUCAAGACAGAGCUCGUUGAGCUGUGUUUGGCAGCAUACACAAUCAGUUUAAAAUACAAUUUGAGGACUUUAAAGGUAAGGGUUUCACAGCUGCCACAUUUUGCUGGGUGCCAAAGCCUACUGGUCUUGCUUUCCAGUUUGCAGCUGACUGGUUUACUGAGCCUGGUACAGUGCAAAACCCCCUUGGUUCCUAAUUCCUUACAUCCAUUCCAGUUCCCCCAGUAACAUCCACCCAUCCUUGGAGGGACUGGGGCAGCUUUGCAGGUGCUGAUGCCCACACAAGUUGCUGCUGUGAAGCCAGGUUUGCUAGUGAGAGGUCUUGAUGUGCCAAGUUCAGUUUAUCUCCUACUCUGGACUAAUUAGGAGCAAUAAAGCCAAGCGCAGGAGGGGGUGAUGGGCCAAGCUGCCUUCAUGUGAAGACCCCUGUUGACCUGAGACUGUGAGUAUCAACUGUUUGAGAUGACCAUUGGUGCUCACCUCAAUCCCAAACAUGAUGGGGGGAUUUCAGUUCAUGUUAUCUGCAUGGUAUGUUGGAGUUGUCUGUGUUAGCUCGUGCUGAAGAAGAGUCAGUGAGAAAGGAGCGAUCAGGUGCUGAGUAUCUCAAAGGGAAUAUAUGUCAAAUAAUUUCCUACCAAAAAAAACCUGAAUGGGCUUGUUUGUGAAGAUACUUCAAAUACUGAGAUCUUGAUUUUGAAAAACAUUAAUUUCAUAGAGAACAGAAAUCGGAGCAGGGUUUUAAUUACAGGAUUCAGUGAUGGAGUGAAGGUCAGCACUUCUAUAGCAGUCUGGAUUUCUGUUUUUAAUGCUUAGCAGUGACCUAGGUGGCAUUGAUUUGCCUAUUGCAAAUCAAGCUAAAAGGAUGAUGUUACGCUUCUACUUAAAGUUAUAAGUCUAGUAUUGUCUUUUAAAUUAUUAUUGCCACCCCAGUCCUUAUGGAGCUUUGGUAUCACCUAAAAUGAUUAUCUGCCUGCAGGAACAACUUGCCUUUAUAACCCUCUCUAAAACAUUAUUGUCUGUAUUAGAGCUAAAGCUCCUAUAAAUACAUGUUUUGACCUUCAAGGAAAUACUUGUCUCUUAUCACAGAAGCCCAGCUCUUCUGAGUUGAAUUCUGUGGCCACUCUUUAAUCACUUGUUCUCUCUCCUAAUGUGCUAUUACUGUGUUUAUUGCUGUGUCUGUGGCGCUGAGCCUCUCAGCAAGAGGCUUACUCCAAGAGCCACAGUGUUGAGGCUGUAAUGAGCCUUAAUGACGGAGCAGGUGAGCAAACCCACCACGGAUCUUGCUGUCAGAAAUGCUGCUUGUUCAGUCAAAGAGCACGUUGAGUGCAGUGCUGUUUCCCUCUGUUGGGGCUGUACGCAAACUUGUCACCAGUGAAGUAAUGUAGACACCGAGCUGCUUUGGUUGUGCAGGGAUGGGAAGUAAUCCUGGCCUGGCAUCAGGCGUUACUGGAGGAAAAGGUAGAUGUUUAGUGUGCAGAGGAGUGAAUGCCCCAUGUUGUGUUAGUGCCUGUCUGCCAUGCUGGCCUGUCUGCCAGGACCAGGUGACCUCUCCUUUCAGCUUCUUUCUUACACGCAGAUGAACACUGGACUUCAGAAAUGGGACACUACACAGAAAAUGAGAUCUGCACAGUAUCCUACCCCAGCAGAAUUGGAUGCUUAUGCUAAGAAGGUCGCCAACAACCCACUGACUAUAAAAAUCUUUCCAAACAGUGUCAAGGUUCCCCAGAGGAAACACAUACGCCGUACUGUGAACGGACUUGAUACUUCGGGCCAGAGGUACAGUCCUUACCCAUCUCAGGCCAGCACCAAAACAGGCCUCCUGGCGAUAGUCAAACCUCCAGCAAAAGGAAUUAUCAAAGACUUUGACGGGACACGCACGCGUCUGCUGCCGGAAGCGAUGAUGAAUCCCCCUUCCACCCCUUACGUUGCACCUAGCACUUUAACCCACCCCCAGGCGCUUGCUCGCCAGCAGGCUCUCCAGCAUGCACAGACUCUGCAGCACCCCCAGACUAUCCCGCAGCCACAGACUUUGCAGCACCCUCAGGGUAUACCCCAGCCACAAAGCUUACCGCACCCUCAGGGGAUCCCGCAGCCGCACCCUCCCAACAUGCAGCAGCCUCAGGGCUUGCAGCAUCCUCAGACCAUGGCACACCAGACUCUGCAGCACCCCCCAAAUCCUUUGCUGCAGCCGGGUUUACAUGGAAGCAGAAAGAUGCCGGAUGCAGACGCGCCGCCGAAUGUGACCGUGUCUACCUCAACCAUUCCCCUCUCUAUGGCUGCCACCCUGCAGCAGAACCAGCCACCGGACCUGAGCAGCAUUGUGCACCAGAUUAACCAGUUCUGCCAGGCCAGAGCUGGCAUUAGCACUACCUCAGUGUGUGAGGGACAGAUUGCAAACCCCAGCCCUAUAAGUCGCAACCUGCUUAUCAAUGCAAGUACCAGGGUAUCUACUCACAAUGUCCCUACACCCAUGCCUUCCUGUGUAGUUAACCCUGUAGAUCAUGCUGCUGCUGCUAUUCCUCCUGCCUCUGUUAAUGUGCCCAUGGUGAAUAUUAACAGGGUGCCGCCCGCGUACCAGAACGAAAUCAAAUCGGUUGCGUGGAACCAGCACCAGCUUGCACAUCUGCAGCAAAUGUGUGGGGAUGCUGCUGGGCCUGCUGGACUCACUGGGAAGCACCCUCAGAGAGAGAUCACCGGGCAGAGCUUCCCUGUCAAAACUUCCAACUACCCUCAAGAACUGUGCAUGGGCCAGUCCUUCAGCUUGAAGCCCCCCAUCGAGAAGCCUACACCUUCUCCACCUGUGAACGGGUUGCAGGGACCCUUGCCAUAUACCAAUGGGCACUAUUUCCAGCCCAUCUGGAAUAACAUUCUGCCCACACCCAACAGUGACAGCUCUGGGUCCCAGGACCUCGCCAUGCCUUUCCACGGGGGACAGCCAGCAGGAGCACCGCUAGAUUGUGCAGGAGGAACUCAUUACAGAGCUGGAGCUGGCCCAUCCAGCCAGAAUAAUGUGAUGCAGACCAUGGAUUACCUAAGUGGGGACUUCCAGCAGUCCUGCUUCAGAGAUCAGAGCAUGGCCGUGCUGGGAAAAGUCCAUCGGCCUCCCAUGAACCGAGCACCUGAACCAACCGAUAGUCGAAAUCUUCAUAUUCAACACCCAGGGUAUAGAUAGGCUGCAGUCACUUUCACAGACAAAAGAAAACCAUAGAGGUUUAGUCUUAAUUUUAAUUAAUAAGCAAGGCAUUUUUAACUUGCAAACUUGCGUGAUCAUUAUAGUAACCAUCAGAAGACGACAUACUGUAUAUUUAAAAGCUUUGCUUACGUGUUACCUAUCUCCUUUCUGUAUCAGAUACUUAACAUGCCUUUUGUGUCAGAGGAUUUCAUUACACUACUUCACACCACAGCCCUUUCCUCACCGUAGAACCCCCUUCUGUGCAGUUUCUGCUUAGCAGCUCCUUGCUGCACUGAUGUCGAGUUGCUGCAGGGUUUUGCCAGCUCCAUCAAGAGCAAGGUAGCGUAGCUGCUUAAAUUUCCAUCUCCAUUUCCUCUGAAGAUUAAGAGCAAGAGGAUUUGUCAGGAAGCAGGGCUUAUUUUCAGCCGAAAGCCCGUUUCAUUAAUGCAUUAAACAUUGACCAUUUGCACUGUCUAAAGGCCUGUUUAAUUGAAAAAGAAGCCUAUGUUUGAAACGAGCUAGCUACGGGGAUGUAUUUGGGCAUUAAUACAGGACGAAGCUUUUCAGCUCUUCCUUGCCCACCUUUGUCAUUUUAGACUUUGUCCAAAGUCAAAAGUCUCCGGCAGGUAUCUCUGACACUUCUUUCUUUUGCAGACAGGGUAUGGAGAAGGGGGGGAAUGGUGGGUUUAGGAGGCAGCAUAGCUGCCGUAGGUAGCUGCCUUUUCUCUGCAUUGUAUUUCCCUUCCCCAGUCCCUUUUUUGCCUAAGAGCUAGCUUUGUCUGAACCCCUCGCUGCUAGGAGUCUGGCUGUCCUCAUGCGAAGGAACCCAGACCCACUGACAACCCCAAAAAGGGUUCAGCUUUUUGGUAGCUAAACUGAAUUUCAGGGUGAGGAGACAUAAUCAAUGCUCAGGGCAGUGUGGCACGGUCCCACUGCUGUGAAUGCUCUGCUCAUGAGCCACCGUGGGACCAAUGGUCCCAUAUUCCUCUCCUUCAGAACACCACAGCAGGUUUAACAGAACAAUUCCUCUCCCUGUUAGCUCUUUCUAACAUCCCUUUAUCCCAGGGUCUCAGUGCCUAACUCCUCUGGUUCCUUUCCCACAUCACUUCCAGCAGCUAGUUGAGUCGGUGACCAUAGGACACUAUUGAGUAACCUCAGCAUCUCGUUCCCCUCAGCGUUAUCACAGCACACCUUUUCCUUUAUAACAGCCAGAUUUCUUGUAAGUAGAAAACUCCUCAUCUCUCUUAAUGAGACUUAAUACUUGAACAUAAUGAUCACAAUCAAGUUUGGAAAUUAAAAAAAGAAAAGAAAAAAUUAAUAAAAAAACCCUAAAUGCAUUGAUUCUUUCUAUGUACACUGGCUAAAAACUAUUGCUCUACACUGUAACUUUUAAGUGUAAUAUUUCUGUAUGAAUGUCGCCUGGUAGUGUGGGUUUGAGUAGCAUUGUGUAUGGGUGAACCCACUUGGCCUCUGCCAUCCACUGGCCUCCCUCACAGCCCUUGGAAACAAACAAAGCCUUAAGUAUUUGCUCCUUGAACUUUUCCUCCACGAGCAUGGUUUCAAAGUAAAAAAACAACCCCUAAUCUUUAAAAGACAUCAUACAAAAGUUAAAAACACAAAAAAAAAGAACAAAAAAAAAAAGAAGUGACCGGUUUUGAAGUGGCGUCCUAGUUGGCUAGAAAUCCUUUCCAAGUUUUUUUGGGUAAAUGGAGAAAUUAGGAGAUUUCUUUGUAUUUUUUUUAAGUUAGACGUGUAGUCCCGGGCUGUAACAACUCCUUAGGUUUCAACGCUUAGCAGAGUACGUUUCCUGACUCCUUGCGUAAGUCAGUACACUUAGGGCAUUACUGAAACCCCUUCAAGUGUGCUCUAACCCGUUCUUUAGUGGGAACUCUUAGCAAAGUGAAGCAAUUUGACUAAAGACGGAUUAAAUUAUGUGUCGGCUUGUGUUGCCUUAUAUUUAAAAAGAGAAAAGGAAGACUUGCCUGAUUGUGUUAUGCCAAAUGAUAGCAACAUGAAGUCCUAAUUUAUUGUUUAUAAUCGUAUUCCUGCAGUCUGUGUGGAAACUGGUAAAUAUACAUCUAUGGAAGAACUAAAACCCUGAGGCUUUUCAUGCAAUAUUUCUCUCAAUACAUGAUAGUGGAAGCCAAGGUUUGAGUCUGAAGCUGCUCCCCUUAUGGUCUCCCCCCAUCCUACCCCUCCUGAACCGAUCUAGGGCUGUGCGAUGACUUUAACCUGCUGACUUAGUUCUGCUACCUGAAUCCUUUCCUUUUUACUAAAUAAACUACUGGCAUCUCCUCUGUUCAGUAGCCUGCUGCAAAUCUCAACCCAGACUGUUAUUAAAAGCUGAUUUUUCUGCCUCCUGCUCUUCUCCUGUGAGAGAGAGACCGAGCGGAGUCCCGUGUCGUUGCUGUUUGUGGACGUGGUUUUGAGGCCUGGGAGGUGUUUGGGAUCCUUCUGUUCUGGGAUCGUUCCGCAGGGAGAGCUGUGACCUCUGAGACUUUGCCCCGGGGCAGCAGGACCGGGAAGCAAAACUAUUCCUGAGAUUCAUCCAGGUGGGACAUUGCUUGAAAAAUGGGAAUCAUUUUACUAUUAAAAUAUACUGAAAUAUU
Molecule: messenger RNA, 11159 nt
Organism: Neopsephotus bourkii (Bourke's parrot)
Lineage: Eukaryota; Metazoa; Chordata; Aves; Psittaciformes; Psittacidae
Gene: FAM222B
Product: family with sequence similarity 222 member B
Exons: 5
Coding region: 6895-8550 (551 amino acids)
Source: RefSeq, a predicted model, not a curated record